Sycon ciliatum is the source of this 1010-nucleotide messenger RNA. RefSeq lists its product as uncharacterized. The record is from RefSeq and is a predicted model, not a curated record. The transcript has 6 exons. Lineage: Eukaryota; Metazoa; Porifera; Calcarea; Leucosolenida; Sycettidae. Bases 463 to 798 code for a protein of 111 amino acids.
UGUGGCUCAAUGUAGCUGAACCAUCGGACCUUAUUUGUCAGCUUGGAUCACGUGAUCCAUCCAGCUGCCGCGUGCGGCAAACAGCCCAAAUAGCGCUAACUCUGGCCUGCGAGCGUUUGCUGCGACUAGCGCGCUAGCGCUCGUGACAUACACAAACGCGCUAGCCAGAAUGCUUUGACUUUGAUGGCUUUCAGCUUCUAUUUUUUGAAAAGUAGCGCGCUCAGACCAGCUCGCUCACUCUUUUCCUCUUCCAUUUUUUAGGGCAAUUGUUUUGUUUGAUAGACGAAGCUUAGGGUCUCUUUGGGUUUGCAACCCUUACCCUCCUGGAAAAAAUCAUAGUUGCUAGACUGCGACACUUCAGACCAGGUACUAUUAGAGCCGCUAAUGGACGACGAGCUAUUUUCCGCUAUCCGGAGCUCAAGCAUUUGAGCCGCUAAAUGGACGAGACUCCUAGGGUAAAGGAUGCAGAGAAUGAGGAGAAAACACUCGUAUGGAGCAGGGAGUAGGUAUUGUACUACUUCCUGGUAUGGAGCACUGAGAAGCGCAAUGUGCAACAGAAAUUACCAUGGUGAUACAGCAGAUCACCGUGUGAAGCGGUGUGAGAUGCAGCAAAGCAUUAGGCGAUUUGAUCGCAGGCCAGGUGACAAGAGAGGAGCUGAUAGACGAUCUCUCCAGUGUCCCUCUUGGUUCGGAGCAGCGCCGAGUGCUGACGUUGGGACUUGGAGUUCUAGCAUCCGUAGCUGCCUCAGGGGGUGCCACUUCUCCCAUCAGCGUCGACUAGUCCGCCGAUCUCACUGAGCUCUGCUCUCCGAGCAUUCUGCAUCCAACACGACUUCCCGAAAGAAAAUGUGCUCGCGCAUUAGAAGGAGGUGAAAGAUGCACCUGCAGGAGAAUACAUGCUUAAGAGAAGGCAGAAACAUGCCCGGAUCCACCAGAACUAGUGCUGGCAAGUCAACAGAGGCGAGUACUGAUAAUGUUCCAGAUUGUGGUAGGAUCACAUAAGCAAAAUU